AUGACAUAUUCAAAUUCGACAAUACCAACGCCGUGUUUGGAUCUUGCUAUGGAGGGUGAGAGAUUUUGCCGUGAAGGGGAUUGGAACAAAGGCAUAUCUUAUUUUCUUAAAGCACUAGCAAUCGGAACGGAUGAUCUUAGUUGCCUAUCGGUCGUUUAUUGUCAGUUAGGCAAUGCUUAUUUCUACCAACAAGAUUACGCCAGAGCCUUGGAAUAUCAUCGUUGGAACCUUGCUCUAGCUAGAAGAAUGGGUGAUGGUAUUGGUGAAGCAUUCGCAACAGGAAAUCUUGGUAAUACACUUCAAAUGAUGGGCAAAUAUGACGAGGCAAUAAUGUGUUUCACACAUGAAUUAGCAAUUGCUAGACAGUUAAAUGACAAGAGAACAGAAGCUGGAGCUCUAUACAAUCUUGGUAGUGUAUAUCAAGCUAAGGGGAAACAAUGGUUACCGGAUUCUGGUGAAUUUCCGGCUGAUGCAGUUAAAGCACAAAGAAAAGCUGCUGAAUAUUACAAAAUGGGUCUUGAAUUAGUUCGAGCACUUGGUGAUCGACCUGCUGAAGGUCGAGCUCUUGGUAGUCUAGCAAAUGCUUAUUAUUUACUGAGUAACUUCACUGAAGCAAUUGAAUGUUAUAGAGAACGUUUAAAAAUUGCUAAAGAAUUUGGUGAUCUAACUGCUCAACGACGUGCUCAUAGUAAUAUCGGUAAUGCAUUUAUAUUUUUAGCUGAUUUCAAUGCAGCGGUUGAACAUUAUCGAGAAGCAUUACAAUUAUCAGUACGUUUAAAGGACACAUCACUUGAAGCUCAAGCUUGUUUCAGUUUAGGAAAUACAUUUAUUCUGUUAAGGGACCCAAGUACUGCUGUUGUAUUCCUAUUGAGACAUCUCAUUAUUGCUCGUGGUCUAUUCGAUCGUAUAGGUGAAGGUCGAGCACAUUGGUCAUUAGCAAAUGCUUAUACUGCCUUAAAAAGAUAUGAUCUAGCUUUACGUUGCUCUAAACGUCAUCGUCGAAUUGCUCGUCAGCUGGGUGAUACCACAGGCUAUAUGACUGCUCAACUGAUGAUUGGUGAAAUCUGUAACUUAAUGACAAGUACACAAACAGAAUGCUCUACUCUGAUUGGUGUUUCUUGUAAAAAUGAUCAAACGGACUCACAAUCAAACAAUUCAAAUUCAACCAUAAAUUAUUCGUCUGUACAACAGAGUUGUUUACUGGAUAUAAAUAAUUCGAAAUUAAAUGAAAAUAUUCUGUUCUUAAAAAAUAACCAUAAAUUACCAUGUGGUGCAAACAAUAACAAAUGUUGCAUUGAUGGGAAUAACAAUAGUGUCAGUACUAAUACUACUACUAUUUCUAAUCCUACUAAUACUAUUUUAACAAAUAAUAGUUGUACUGAUAUUAAUUUUUCAAAUAAUCCUCCCAUUGAUCUUCAUAUUACUGAUGGAAGUAAUUCUAGUCUAAUAAAUGGAUUAAUUUCACAGUCAUUAUUGGAUUCCUCUAAAACAAUCGAUCCCUCUGCAAACACUGACAUUGUUAGUAGUCGAAUAGAGAUAAAAAGUUCACAAUCAACUGUAACUAGUAAUUUUUCUACUACCACUGUUCCUUCCCCUACAACUGUAACAGCGAAUAUAAUUGAUAGUAAUCAUACUACUGAAAAUCAUUCACAUAAAGUAGUAAUUAACAAUGAUAAUGGCAACGAUGAUGAUAAUAAUCAAGAUGAUCUAGAUUUGGAAUUGGAUAAAGAUUUAGAAAAUGAAUUACUUGAAAAUUAUGAAGGUAUACUUGAAACAGUGGAAUUUGUAACUGUUACAGAAGAUGGACAAACUGUCACUUCACAAAUGGGUUGUUUGGAUGUUCCAACGCCUGUUCUAUCAGAGUCGAAAAAGGAAAACAUGGUUGAAUUUUAUUUAAGUGCUCCAUCAUUUCGUCCAAGUUUAUCACAACAAAUUGAUAUACCUAAUCUUCAAGAUAUUGAAGGCAAUUUAGAAUCAAUUGAAUCCAUGUCUCAGAUGAAUAGAAAUUCUAAUUUAUCAAGUGAAAAUUUAGAUUCUGGAAAUACAUGUAAUACUGUUGGUACUAGUUCGUCAGCAGUUGCAGUCGCUGCCGCAUCUCUAGUUGAAGAAGAACGUUCAGUAGAUCAACAAGAAAUGUUUUUCUCACUUCUACUUGAAUCACAAUCUCGUCGUAUGGAUGAACAACGUUGUUAUUUACGUACUACUGGACAAGGUACACCACCCAUUCAAUCGACUGAAACAAAUAGUAUACAAGAGUCAAACAAUGUUCAGUUGUCAUCUGGAAAUUCUCGUCUUACACCCGACUAUGAUAACUCUUCACUUCGCAAUCAAAUUGGUACAAAUGAAGAAGCUUUCUUUGACUUAAUCGAAGGGGUUCAGGGUGCUAGAAUGAAUGACCAACGAGCCAACUUAUCUGUUUUCCCUGGUCUUCGUUCUGGUCCAGGUCUUCAUUUAUUAGAUAGCAAUAAUAAUACUACUACUCCUGCUAAUAAUAAUAACAACCGUUAUUUCGGUUCAACUAAUUCAGUGUUCAAAUCAACAAGUAGCUGUGCAAGUGAUGGUCUUCCAGAACCUAGACUACGCAAUAACAGCAGUAAUAAUGAUGAUGUCACUGGAUUAUUUGAUCACAAUCCAACCACAACCACUACAUUUCCUGCUACAAGAGCUAGUUGUGGUAGCUGUGAAACAGGAAGAGCGGUAAUAAGAGGAGGAGUGGGAAGUAAUGCUGCUGGUAGUGGUGUUGAUACACGUGGACGUCGCGGUCAUACUGUUUCAUCUACUGGUGAUUUGGACGAUGAGUUUUUAGAAAUGAUAUUUCGAAUUCAAACAUGUACACGAAUCAACGACCAACGAACCAAUCUACCUGAUCCCCUUACUCAAGUUCAAUCACAUACUAAUCCAACUCAUCGUAAUAAUGAUAAUGGUGAUGGUUCCAGGGGAAUUCGUCAACCAAUAAGUACAUCAGAAGCAACAACAAUAACAACGUCUAAUUCACACAGAGAAUUAACUUUAUAUACUUCAUCCGGUGCAUUUAAUAAUUUAACAAAUCGAUGUUCUGUCCCAGCUAUCGUUGAUGAUGAUGAUGGUGAUGCUAACGAUCUAUUUGCAUUAAUUCAGCGUGUUCAAUCGACACGUUUAGAUGAACAACGAUGUCGUCCACCGUUGUAAUAAUAUUGUCAUUAUCUAGAAUCAUGUUUAUCAAACUGUGUAUGUAUGUCUGUAUGCUACUACCGAUGGAACAAUUUUCAUGUUUGUAAACUCCCUAUACCAUUUGAUUUGUAAAAUAAUAGCCACAUGACUAAGUACGAAAUUCUAACAUUCUUCCCUCCAUAAAAAUCAAUUUUCGCGACAGUAGCCUUGUCGAGUGAUCAAUGUGGAGCAAUGAACAACAACAUGUAGGAUAAACAAUUGGGAGUGGAAAAAAAAUUGCCAGAAACGAUUGUGAAUUGUAUUAUAUAUUCUUUUCUUUUACUAAUCAUCACUUCGUCUUCAUCAUCAUCGAGACAUAUUUAUUUCAUAUCUUCACAGUUGAACGAACUUGUAUCUCCUUUGGAUUUUUUAUUCCUGAAUUACUAAUCUUUAAUUGAAAAUCGUGAUUCGUUACAAUUUUUUCCUUUGCUUUAUCUGACGAAGAUAACAUCUAAUUCAUGAUCAAUUAAAGGUUGAUAUGCUUUCUGGUGUUUCCUGCGUCUUGCAAUUGAUUGUUCGCCUCCCCACUCCUUGCCCCCCCCGUUGUCAACAACAUUCCUUUCAGGUGUGUGUUGUCAUCUUGACUUUUUUCUUCGCAUUUCGAUAUCUAAUACAGAGGUUAUCUAUAGGUAGAUACUCUUGAUAAGUUUUGACGGGCUGAGUUCUUUUGUUUUUAGUAUAAACCAGCAGUAAAUAACAUUAAUAUUAAUCAUAAUGUAGCAGUAUAUAUCAGUAAACCAACAUAGAUUAAAUAAGUACAUGUACAACAUGUAUAAAUAUUGCAUUACGUUCCCAUUUCUUCCUAUUGAACCAUGUUUAAUUUGCCCAAACUCACAAAGUACCUCAUAAUCCUAUUUAUUUCUACUUUAUGUGUGUGGUUCAUAAUGUAUUUGUGUGUUCCCAUAGAAACUUUCCAUUAUUAUUUUUACUAUUAUUCAAUAUGUGUGUAAACAAGUGAGUGUAUUGUGCAUGUACUUUGUACUGGUGAGUGUUCGCUUCCUCUCCGUGUCUGUCUGUCUAUCUAUCGGUGUGUGGUUCUUUUUGAUAUUCUUUGUUGUUGCAAUGUAUCUAACUUCUAAUACAGUCAGUGUAGUUUUUUCUUCAUGUCACCACCUUCUCUCUGUCUCUUCUCAUAGCUCUGUUUUCUUUUCUGAAUUGCCAUAUAGCACAUUGUCCUUCUCUGUUUCUCGCGUAUAUUCGUGUUUUAUUCAGAAAAACAUAUUUAGUAACAAAGAAUAGAUGUAUUUUUUAAAUUUUAUUCAAUUGAAAAGAUGUUCUACA
Schistosoma bovis is the source of this 4470-nucleotide messenger RNA. Lineage: Eukaryota; Metazoa; Platyhelminthes; Trematoda; Strigeidida; Schistosomatidae. The record is from the annotation of a GenBank genome assembly.